Aspergillus alliaceus is the source of this 756-nucleotide messenger RNA. RefSeq names its product nucleoside-diphosphate-sugar epimerase family protein. Lineage: Eukaryota; Fungi; Ascomycota; Eurotiomycetes; Eurotiales; Aspergillaceae. The coding region runs from base 1 to 756 and encodes 251 amino acids. The record is from RefSeq and is a predicted model, not a curated record. The transcript is spliced from 5 exons.
AUGACUGCAGUGUUGGUUACCGGCGCCACUGGACCCUAUAAGAUUCUGGCUGUGACCCGUGAUGUCAACUCUCCUUCGUCUCAGAGAUUGCUGGAACAGUCUUCCAAUAUUCAAUUGGUGGAAGGGAACUUGGACAAUCCCCAUGAGAUCUUUAGGAAUGCUAAGAAAGCAGACUCUACGCCUAUCUGGGGCGUUCUUAGUGUUCAGACAGCAAAUAGAAACAGCACAUCGGAGGAAACCCAAAGCAAAGCACUGAUAGACGAAUCUGUCAAGAAUGGUGUGAAGUACUUCAUCUACAGCUCCGUCGAUUGCGGUGGCGAAGCAUCGAUUAAUAGCCCUACCCGAAAAUGGAACUGGACUAUUCUGCGCCCUACCGCCUUUUUCGAGAACUUUGUCCCGGGAUUCUUUGGCAAGCCUCUCCAAUUGGUUUCCACCAGCGACAUCGGUUAUUUUGGCGCCUUAGCCUUCCCAGAUCCCGAGCGAUACAAAUCCAGGGCUAUCUUCCUAGCUGGGGACGAGUUGACGUUUGGUGAAAUGGCGCGCAUCUACCGGAGAAAGACUGGAAACGCAAUUCCGACUACAUUCAGUCUCCCCUGUCAUAUCUUCAUGGCGUCGAUGAAGGAUAUGGGCUAUAUGUUCAAAUGGUUCCACGAUGAGGGAUACAAGGCAGACAUUGAAGACCUGAGGAGGAUACACCCCAAAUUGAAGGAUUUCAGUAGCUGGCUUGAAACAGAGAGUCCUCAUAUGCAGCGUUAG